CUCCUCCUAGCGAGUGCGAAGAGGAGGAGGAGGAGGAGGAGGAGGAGGAAUCUUCCUCUUUUGCUCGGCGCUGGGAUUGCACUUCCUGGAGGAGCCCUCCCUUUGGGGCGUUGCACCUGGGAUCCCUGGUCCCCUGCAGACGGGAAGAGCAAUUGCAACAUCUGUCCAAAAUGAAGGACCGGCUGGAGCAGCUGAAAGCGAAACAGAACCAGGAUGAUACUGAUGACGAUUUGGAAAUUGCCAUCGAUAACACAGCUUUUAUGGAUGAGUUCUUUGCAGAGAUUGAAGAGACACGGCUAAAUAUCGAUAAAAUUGCUGAGAAUGUAGAAGAAGCAAAAAGACUAUACAGCAUUAUCCUGUCUGCCCCUAUCCCUGAACAAAAGACAAAAGAUGAUCUGGACCAGCUCACAGCAGAAAUCAAGAAAAUGGCUAACAGUGUCCGAAACAAACUUAAAAGCAUGGAGCGGAACAUCGAGCAAGAUGAAGUCAGGUCAUCAGCAGAUCUCCGGAUACGGAAAUCCCAGCAUUCAGUUCUUUCUCGAAAAUUUGUUGACGUGAUGACGAAGUACAAUGAGGCCCAGGUCGACUUUCGGGAACGGAGCAAAGGGAGGAUCCAGAGGCAGCUUGAGAUUACUGGGAAGAAUACAACAGAUGAGGAGCUGGAGGAAAUGCUAGAGAGUGGAAAUCCUGCAAUAUUCACAUCUGGAAUCAUGGAUUCCCAGAUUUCAAAGCAGGCACUGAGUGAGAUUGAAGGGCGGCAUAAGGACAUUUUGCGGCUUGAAAGUAGUAUCAAGGAGCUUCAUGACAUGUUUGUGGACAUUGCCAUGCUUGUGGAAAACCAGGGAGAAAUUGUAGAUAAUAUAGAACUCAACAUGAUGCACACCAUAGAUCAUAUAGAGAAAGCUCGUGAAGAGACCAAAAAGGCCUUGAAAUAUAAGAGUAAGGCACGCAAGGGAGCUAUGAUUGACCGCAUAGAAAGCAACAUGGACCAAUCUGUAGGCUUUGUGGAACGGGCUGUUGCUGACACCAAAAAGGCUGUCAAAUUUCAGAGUGAAGCACGAAGGAAGAAGAUAAUGAUCAUGAUAUGCUGUAUCAUUCUCGUCAUCAUCCUGGUCUCCACUAUCGCAGGUUUUGUUGCCUGAGCUCCCUGGUCCCAUUUCCUUGCCACUUGCCUCAGGGUGGCUGUGCAGGAUGGCUUCUCUUCUUUCGCUUUCUGUGGGUCCUACAGUUUCCACCGCCUCCUCUUCAUGGAGAGGUGGCAGCUAAUCAUUUACCCUUCAAAAUGUUUUAACUGGACAUGAAAAAGGAGCAG
Euleptes europaea (tarantolino) is the source of this 1312-nucleotide messenger RNA. It is a transcript of the gene STX3, whose product is annotated as syntaxin 3. Gene Ontology annotation, molecular function: SNAP receptor activity; SNARE binding. Lineage: Eukaryota; Metazoa; Chordata; Lepidosauria; Squamata; Sphaerodactylidae. The record is from RefSeq and is a predicted model, not a curated record. Gene Ontology annotation, biological process: synaptic vesicle fusion to presynaptic active zone membrane; exocytic insertion of neurotransmitter receptor to postsynaptic membrane; intracellular protein transport. The transcript is spliced from 12 exons. Gene Ontology annotation, cellular component: postsynapse; synaptic vesicle; presynaptic active zone membrane. Bases 171 to 1142 code for a protein of 323 amino acids.